Fulmarus glacialis (Northern fulmar) is the source of this 333-nucleotide messenger RNA. It is a transcript of the gene BET1L, whose product is annotated as Bet1 golgi vesicular membrane trafficking protein-like. Lineage: Eukaryota; Metazoa; Chordata; Aves; Procellariiformes; Procellariidae. Gene Ontology annotation, biological process: regulation of retrograde vesicle-mediated transport, Golgi to ER; retrograde transport, endosome to Golgi. Gene Ontology annotation, cellular component: Golgi trans cisterna; SNARE complex. Gene Ontology annotation, molecular function: SNAP receptor activity. The record is from RefSeq and is a predicted model, not a curated record.
AUGGCGCAAACCCCACGAGGCCGUAGUCCCAGUGCCGUGGAGGAUAUGCUGGAUGUAGAGAACAAGCGUAUGGCAGACAGCCUGGCCAACAAGGUCACCAGGCUGAAGUCGCUGGCUCUGGAUAUCGACAAAGAUGCUGACGAACAAAACCGUUACCUGGAUGGCAUGGAUUCAGAUUUUAUGAGUGUGACUGGCCUGCUAACCGGCAGCGUGAAGCGUUUCUCCACCAUGACGCGGUCCGGGAGGGAUAAUCGCCAGUUGCUCUGUUCUGUUUCAGUUUUUUUUGUUGUUUUCUUCAUCCUCUACUAUCUUGUGUCCAAAGCAGGGACUUGA